Molecule: messenger RNA, 953 nt
Organism: Culicoides brevitarsis
Lineage: Eukaryota; Metazoa; Arthropoda; Insecta; Diptera; Ceratopogonidae
Product: clavesin-1-like
Exons: 4
Coding region: 14-916 (300 amino acids)
Cellular component (GO): membrane
Molecular function (GO): phosphatidylinositol bisphosphate binding
Source: RefSeq, a predicted model, not a curated record
UCAAGAAAUAAAAAUGAAGCUAAAAUUAAUUCCAAUGCAGGAACUUUACAAAAAAAUUCCCGAAUUAAAGGAAUCCGACGUCGCCACGAUCCGCGAUUGGAUGUCAAAGCAACCUCACUUGCCCGAGUUGACGGAUCAGGAAAUUGCGAAUUUUCUUCAUGCGCGAUAUUUUAGCAUCGAAGCCACGAAAAAGCUCAUUGAAAGUAAUUUAACGAUCAGAACUCAUGCAAAAGAUCUUUUCGAAAAUAAGGAUUUUAUGGGAGAUGACAUUCAAAUGAUCAAGGAUGUAAUUGUCGGAUUUCCGCUCCCGAAAUUGACUCCUGAAGGAUAUACGGUAAUUUUUUGGAAAAUUAUUGAUUCAGAUGUAUCCAAAUACAGCUUGAAAUCCAUCACUCGGUUGUCUUACUACCCGCACGUCGCUGAAAUGUUAGAAAAAGGCCCGACAAAUGGGUAUGUUAUUUUAAUCGACAUGGAUGGAUAUUCGUUCAAGCAUCUUUUGCGCUUGAAUCCGACAAUUGUGCAUCAAACGACGCUUUUUACGCAAGAAGGGUUUCAAGUGCGGUUGAAAGGCAUAAUUUUCUUCAAUGGAGUUGCUUUUAUGGAUAAAGUUGCUGCAAUAAUUAAACCAUUUUUAACGAAAGAAUAUGAGGAACUAUUUAAAGUGUAUUCAAAAGUAGAGGAUUUGGCGGAAUUUAUGCCGUUGGAAAUGUUGCCAUGUGACUAUAAGGGCGGAAAAGAAGAUACCAUGAUGAAUUUAUGGAGAAAAUAUUUAAAAUAUUUGGAGGAACGAAGAGACUUCUUUUUGGAGGAAUCAAAAACGAGAAAAGUAAAUGAAAAUCUUCGACAAGGCAAAAGUAUUUUAUCCAAUCAAUUAUUUGGCAUGGAAGGAAGUUUCAAAAAAUUACAAAUCGAUUAAAAUGUUACAUAAAAUAAUCAUCACGAAGGGCAAUUAA